GGCCAAUACACACGUGUCGGCUGACACCGGAAAUGACGUGGUAAAAUAGACGGAAAGGACAUGGCGGUGCUGGAGGAAGUCUGGUGGAAAGAGUUGUGAUACAUAUUAUUUACCUGUCCCAGGCUGUGGCGGAAGUAAGGCAAUGGCAGACAGACAUCAGGAUAAGUCACGUAUUAGGUCCACGUCCUCCUGUGAAGAGAAGACACACGGAGAAAGGGAGAAGAAGAAAAGAAAACGUAGCAGAAGUAGAUCAUCAUCUGUGUCCUCCUCUUCUUCAAGCUCCUCCUCCUCGUCAUCAAGCUCCUCAUCCUCUUCAUAUUUGUCCUCAUCAUCUAACUCAAGCAGUAGAGAUUCACCAAAAUCCAAAACAAAGAAAGCGUCGAAAGAAAAACAUAAUAAAAAGAAGAUGAAAAAACAGUCCAAAAAAAAGAAAGAGAAGAAGAAGAAGCGAGAGGAGUCCAGGCCUGUACAAAUAUCCAGGUUCCUAAAAGAAAAAAAGAAGAGUGAGAACUAUAGUAUGAUAACUGGGAAAAAAAUUAAGAUGAAAGUGAAGAAAAGCAAAGAAGAUAAGGAGAGGGAUAGAAACCGAGCUAAACUUUUGGAGUUCCUGAACUCGUCUAUGUAACUGACAGACCCCUAAUCACCAUUUUUUUGAACAGAUAUCCUUUUAGUUAUUUUCAUGCAUUUUAAAAGGGAAGCUCUUACAUAAAGGCAUUCUGCUGAGUUAAAUGGAUGCUCCAAGCAGGCAGCGAUCUUCCAAAGUCUAGUAUCACAACUUGCCACUAUGGCUGCCCAUCUGGACUCUGCAGCUCCUUCUCAUUCAAGUGCAGCUCUGCCAGUAGUCUAGCAUGAAAUUCCCUGUGAUCGUUUUUGUUGUGGAAUGCUCAGUCUGAUUUGUUACUUGCUUCAUCUAAUGUCUGCUUGCAAUGUACUGUUAUAUCAGCCAUGCUGAGUGGAUCUUAGAUGUAUGAAAGACGGAUCCGCACACACUCUGAUUAAUGCAGUCGGGGAGGAUCCCCUUUUAUUUAGCCACCGAACAUCAACUUUUUUGGGGGGGGGGGGAACACCCAACCCAUCCCAUCCCAUCCCACCCACCCUUCAUCAGGAUACAAUUCUUAGUGCAGUAACCCAUUUAAAUCCAACUUCCCACGCCUUCUUUUCCCAUCAUGCAUCGUCUGUCUCUAAUAGUGGAUCUUAGAGACAGACGAGUGCUUAUGAGAAGAGCAGUCAAUAUCUGGCAGUUCCUUGCAUGCUUUUGGGAAUCAAUUAGCCACAAUCAGAGCCACUUCCCUCACAAAGAGGUUGCUAUAUGUAACAUUUCUCUACAACUGUUUCUGAAAGGGGUAGUUUACCUUUGAAUUAACUUUAAUAUAAUGCAGACAGUGCUAUCCUGAGACAAUCUGCAAUUGGAAUUUUAUUUUCUUUGUGUUAUCUGGUUGCAUUCAAUUGUGUUUUGUGUUAUCUGGUUGAGUUCAAUUUACCCUGGCAACCAGUCAUUGGUUUGAAUGAGAGACUGGAUGAAAAAUGACCCAUUGGAAAGCUGGGGUUUCCCAAUAUCCAUCUGCUGUCAGACAGAGCCUUGCUAGGUCCCCAUUGGUGAUGUGCGGGUCAAGCUUUUCCCUACCCCCACCCGCCCUCCCAACACCCGCGCCUGCCAGAGCCCAACUUCCGGGUCUCUUUUAUAGACCCACGCUGACCCGCCCUGCCGAUGACCUCACAAAAGGGGUGGGGUGAGAGGCACACGUCUAUAAAAGCUAAACCUGGAAGUCAGCAUUUAGAAGGUCACGGGCGGGGAGAGCAGUAAGAAGAGCUAAACCCGCACCCGCCUGCAACCUGGAAAGGAGCGUGUGAGGUCGGCCCAAACCCACCUGGCCCGCGGGUAUCGGGCCGGCCCACACAUCACUAGUCCCCAUUUAGGUGCAGGUUACCAAAUUGCCAUUAAAAGGGACCUGGCACCUACACAUAAAAAGCCAUAUAUGUGCAAAUUAAACAUGACACCCCCAAAAAAAAAUUUUAAUAAAACAUCCAUACCUUUAGAAAAUGUAUUUAAAAAUCAUAUAUUGCCUGACUCGCCUUGUCUAUUACUUUCACCUUCCGUUCAGCACAUCUUAAAUAUCACAAUCCCCCACCCUCCUCCAUCUGUGUAGCCUGUGCAUGGGCAUGACCAUCAGGUGCAUACUCAAGAUAUUGGGGUGACACAAAACUUGCCCUUAUAACAGUGUCCACUAAAUGGCAGCUGUCUGCGUGCUGUGAUUGUGAAUUCCAAGGCUAAAAGAAAGAAGAUUUAAAUAAGUAACAUAAUAGAACAGGAUUUGGAAUUAUUUAGCAUGAUCCUCCCCUUUAAUUUUAUUUGCCAAUAAAAUAAUUAUAGCAGCAGCUUCUAUAAUUUGUUUCUUAACAGUUACGUUUAUGUUCCUCUAAAUUUGUGUGUGUCAAUAAUGAUUCAUUUUUAACAAGUCUCUUUUAGGAACUACAGUAUCUUGAUUUGUCUUUCUGGCUUCAAAUGUCAAUUGUAAGUUUUCUUUGUACAUAUUUUGUAUUUUCAUUAAAAAAAAUCACCUUUC
This is a messenger RNA of Xenopus laevis (African clawed frog), 2564 nucleotides long. RefSeq names its product corepressor interacting with RBPJ 1-like. The transcript is spliced from 7 exons. NCBI's taxonomy places the organism in Eukaryota, Metazoa, Chordata, Amphibia, Anura, Pipidae. The record is from RefSeq and is a predicted model, not a curated record. Bases 143 to 625 code for a protein of 160 amino acids.